GUGAUCAUCCUUUUUUAAUGGCAGCGAACUCUGAAGCUCGCGAGACUGCAAUGCCGAACCGUAUAUCCAACCACAAGCAUCAUCUCCGAUCACCACCACCACCACAACAACCAUCAUCUGGAGAAGAGUGAGCACCGUUGGAAAGGCGAUUUUGAUGCAAUUUCGAUGAAAAGAACGACAAUUGAUCGAUCAUUGCAUGGUUCAUCAUCGAUUCUUUGCGGCUUAAGCAACAAAUCUUAAUGAGAAAGAUUGAUUUAUGGGUUGUUAUUAAUGAAGAUAACAAGAGGUCACUUUGUGAAAAGCCCAGUUGCAUUUGUUUGUAUAGUUGCUUCUGUUUGUUGCCUCCUGGUUGUGAUAAUUUCAGUACUUAAGCUUCCAGAUAUAUCAGUGGCAGAUAGUACAUUAACUUCUUUUCGGCAUAAGAAAAUAAAACGGGCUUUGGGUUAUGAAAAGGCAGGUCAAUUUGGUAAGAUGAUUAUUGAAAUGCUGCCUGAAGAUCUUGCAUUUACAGUCUUUGUUCCUUCAGAGAGAGCUUUUGAGCGUGACUUGAGGCUACGUUUGAAUGAUAGUUUAACGGGUGAGAAGUUCAAUGACACACAUGCAAUACUUACUCGCAUAUUGGGUUUUUCAGCUGUGCCUAGGAUGAUCUCUUCAGUUUCGGUACCAUUUGGUGAGGAGAUUAGUUAUGAUUCAUUAUCUGGAUUCAGUUUAUACAUAUCGAAGGACUUGGAUGGAAUGUUGAUAGUUAACAGAGUUAGGACCCAGCAUGUAGAUCUCAGGAAGGGGAUGAUCGUUGUACAUAUCAUGGAUGGGGUAAUCAUGGAUGCGGAGUUUGAACAAUCAGUUCAGCCUGACUACACUGAAAACGAUUGAAUGAAAAUGACAUGUCAAGCCCUGCUAACUUCAGACUUCAUUUAGAACUGCAGUUAAAAGUUUUUGUUUCAUGUGUUGUGUAUUUUAGCUUUCCUGUCUCUAGAGCAGUGAUGUGGUAUCACAAAUAUUUUGGUUUUGAACCAACAGGCUUUGACAACCUCAAUUAAUUCAAGGGAUGAGGUUGUGAAUGAGUCCAAAAUCAUCGUAAUGUAGUUCAUAUUUGUUCAAGGAAAUAACAAUACAACAAUACCAGUGAAAAAGUAAUAAAACAAUUUGAUAUUUCUUGUGCUGAAA
This is a messenger RNA of Camellia sinensis, 1167 nucleotides long. RefSeq names its product Fasciclin-like arabinogalactan family protein. Lineage: Eukaryota; Viridiplantae; Streptophyta; Magnoliopsida; Ericales; Theaceae. The record is from RefSeq and is a predicted model, not a curated record.